UUCAAGCAGAUGCUCCUACCAAUAAAACACUGGCUGGGCUGGUGGUGCAGCUGCUGCAAUUCCAGGAAGAUGCCUUUGGAAAACACGUCACCAAUCCUGCCUUCACAAAGCUUCCUGCAAAGUGCUUCAUGGAUUUCAAAGCUGGAGGUACAUUAUGUCACAUUCUUGGUGCUGCUUACAAAUAUAAGAAUGAACAGGGCUGGCGGAGGUUUGACCUGCAGAAUCCAUCCCGAAUGGACCGAAAUGUGGAGAUGUUCAUGAACAUUGAGAAAACACUAGUGCAGAACAAUUGUCUGAGCAGACCGACCAUCUACCUCAUUCCAGAUAUAGAAUUGAAGUUGGCUAAUAAAUUGAAGGAUAUUGUCAAACGUCACCAGGGAACAGUAACUGAAGAGAAAUCAAAGGCUACCCACCAUGUUUAUCCAAGUCCUACCUCAAUGGAUGACGAUGAAUGGUUGAGACCUGUGAUGAAAAAAGACAAGCAGGUGCUGGUACACUGGGGCUUUUUUCCAGACAGCUAUGACACUUGGGUUCAUGCCAAUGAAAUAGAUGCUGAAAUUGAGGAUCCUCCAAUUCCUGAAAAGCCAUGGAAGGUUCACGCCAAGUGGAUUUUGGACACAGAUGUAUUCAAUGAAUGGAUGAAUGAAGAGGAUUAUGAGGUAGAUGAGAACAGGAAAUCAGUGAGUUUUCGACAGAGAAUCUCCAUGAAAAAUGAAGAGCCCGUACGUAGUCCGGAGAGGAGAGACAGGAAAGCAGCAGCAAGUACAAGGAAGCGAAAGCAUUCUCCUUCUCCACCCCCCACUCCUGUGGAGUCGAGAAAAAAGACAGGGAAAAAAGGACAAGCAGCCUUAUACGGGAAAAGGAGAGGGCAGAAAGAAGAAGACGAGCAAGAAGAUCUUACAAAGGACAUGGAGGAUCCCACACCAGUACCUAAUAUAGAAGAAGUGGUACUUCCCAAAAAUGUGAACCCAAAGAAAGACAGCGAAAACACGCCUGUGAAAGGAGGAACGGUGGCAGACCUCGAUGAGCAGGAUGAGGAGACAGUGGCAACUGGAGGAAAGGAAGAUGAAGAUCCCAACAAAGGCGAUCAAAGCCGUUCGAUUGAUCCAGGUGAAGAUAACGUCACAGAACAAACCAACCACAUCAUUAUUCCAAGCUAUGCAUCUUGGUUCGACUACAACUGUAUCCAUGUGAUCGAACGUCGUGCUCUUCCGGAAUUCUUCAAUGGAAAAAACAAGUCCAAGACUCCAGAAAUAUACCUGGCGUACCGCAACUUCAUGAUUGACACCUAUCGCUUAAACCCUCAAGAGUACUUGACCAGCACUGCCUGCCGAAGGAAUCUGACUGGAGACGUGUGUGCUGUCAUGAGAGUACAUGCUUUUCUGGAGCAGUGGGGUCUCAUUAACUACCAAGUGGAUCCAGAAAGCCGUCCCAUGGCCAUGGGACCUCCGCCUACUCCUCACUUCAAUGUGCUGGCUGACACACCCUCUGGACUUAUGCCUCUCCACAUCCGCACUCCGCAGGUUCCAGCUGCUCAGCAGAUGUUGAGUUUUCCUGAGAAAAACAAAGAGAAGCCUACUGAUCUGCAGAACUUUGGGCUUCGCACAGACAUUUACUCAAAAAAGACUUUGGCAAAGAGUAAAGGUGCAAGUGCUGGAAGAGAAUGGACAGAACAAGAGACACUGCUGCUAUUAGAAGCUCUGGAGAUGUACAAAGACGACUGGAACAAAGUCUCCGAGCACGUUGGGAGCCGUACCCAAGACGAGUGCAUUCUCCAUUUUCUGAGACUUCCUAUCGAAGACCCCUAUUUGGAGAACUCCGAUGCGUCUCUGGGCCCGCUGGCCUACCAGCCCGUACCUUUCAGCCAGUCUGGCAAUCCCGUGAUGAGCACCGUUGCUUUUCUGGCGUCGGUGGUGGAUCCCCGGGUGGCAUCAGCCGCAGCAAAGGCUGCGUUAGAGGAGUUUUCUCGAGUCAGAGAGGAGGUACCACUGGAGCUCGUUGAAGCUCAUGUAAAGAAAGUGCAGGAAGCAGCAAGAGCCUCUGGGAAGGUGGAUCCAACGUACGGGCUGGAGAGCAGCUGCAUUGCCGGAACGGGGCCAGAUGAGCCGGAGAAAAUCGGUAGGCUGUCCAGCAAAAUGCAGAAAUCUCUGCAGAUAAGGUUUCUUAAGCAUUUUCUUCUGAAUCAUAAUAACCCUUAAG
Molecule: messenger RNA, 2199 nt
Organism: Egretta garzetta (little egret)
Lineage: Eukaryota; Metazoa; Chordata; Aves; Pelecaniformes; Ardeidae
Product: SWI/SNF complex subunit SMARCC1
Exons: 20
Coding region: 129-2198 (689 amino acids)
Biological process (GO): positive regulation of DNA-templated transcription
Cellular component (GO): nBAF complex; SWI/SNF complex; npBAF complex
Molecular function (GO): nucleosomal DNA binding; histone binding
Source: RefSeq, a predicted model, not a curated record